Messenger RNA from Prunus armeniaca (apricot), 897 nucleotides. The record is from the annotation of a GenBank genome assembly. Lineage: Eukaryota; Viridiplantae; Streptophyta; Magnoliopsida; Rosales; Rosaceae.
AUGUUUGGUCCUCCUGGAUGCGGCAAAACCCUCAUGGCUCGUGCUGUAGCUUCUGAAGCACGGCUGACUUUCCUUGCUGUGGAGGGUCCAGAACUUUUGAGCAAAUGGGUUGGUGAAUCUGAGAAGGCUGUGAAAUCCCUGUUUGCAAAGGCAACGACUAAUGCCCCAGCAAUCAUAUUCUUGGAUGAAAUUGACAGUCUUUCUGCUAUUCGUCAGGGUUUGGCUUCAGAUAGGAUUUGCAUGCAAGAGAUUGCUGCUACAAGAAGGCCGGACAAACACUCUCAACACAAGCAGGUUUUCAAGCCUUGGAAAGUUGAGACAUUUGAAGAAGAUGGGAUUUUGGUUUUGGAGUUUGAAGAGGCACUUCCCAUUGGACCAGGAGUUUUGGGUAUUGGGUUUGAAGGAAUUUUGAAUGACAAGAUGAAGGGAUUCUAUAGAAGUACAUAUGAGCAUAAGGGUGAGAAGAAAAAUAUGGCCGUUACACAGUUUGAACCGGUUGAUGCCAGGCGGUGCUUUCCAUGCUGGGAUGAACCUGCUUGGAAGGCUACAUUCAAGAUUAGAUUGGAUGAUGUUCCAUCUGAAUUAGUAGCUCUCUCCAACAUGCCGGUUGUAGAAGAAAAAGUGCAUGGACAUCUGAAGACAGUUUCAUUUCAAGCAUCACCAAUCAGGUCUACAUAUUUGGUGGCCGUUGUUGUUGGGUUGUUUGAUUAUGUUGAAGAUCAUACAUCUGAUGGUGAACUCAUACACAAUGUCCCUUGUUUUGUAUGUAUGUUAGUACAACCUUUUCUUGGUGGUGUCACUUUUCAUCUCGUCAUAGGGGUCAAAGUGCGGGUCUAUUGUCAAGUUGGUAAGGCGAACCCAGGGAAGUUUGCUUUGAACGUUGCUGUCAAGACUUGA